Molecule: messenger RNA, 450 nt
Organism: Rhizophagus irregularis DAOM 181602=DAOM 197198
Lineage: Eukaryota; Fungi; Glomeromycota; Glomeromycetes; Glomerales; Glomeraceae
Source: RefSeq, a predicted model, not a curated record
AUGAUUCAUCAACUAUGUAAAGUUCAAGAAACUUCUCUAGCUAAACUAAUAAAGCAAUUUCCUAAGGAAUUAUUGGAUGCAGGAGUAUUGCACGACUACUCAUACUUUUUCAACUCGCUAGUAGGACUUAUAUAUAAAAAAUCUCGCAGAGAUAAAGAAAUUCCAGAGCUAAACCAAUGUUCGGAAUGCAACAAUGAAAUUUUAACGCGUCUUCCGAAGAAAACUAAAGGGGAGCAUGAAGCCCUAAAGAAGCUCUAUGAUGAGGUUAAAGAUCAGCUUCUCUCCAAAGAGGUUACCAAAAGAGCUCUCGGAAAAAAAUCAGACAGGAUGAGGAAGGCUUAUGAUCCUUUAUUCCGUAUUAGUGAUGAUAAAAUUCAACGGACGAUAUCGCAGUCCACUGGAUAUAACGAACCUGGAUAUACCAAAAACUCGUUAUAUCGAACCAAAUAG